Carica papaya (papaya) is the source of this 1021-nucleotide messenger RNA. NCBI's taxonomy places the organism in Eukaryota, Viridiplantae, Streptophyta, Magnoliopsida, Brassicales, Caricaceae. The record is from RefSeq and is a predicted model, not a curated record.
UUUGUUAUUCUAGUCGAAAGCAGACUGGUGGCGGAAGUGGAACACGAGCCCCCACAUAAAAUUGAUGAGAACAUGUGGAAGAACCGGGAACAUAUUGAGGAAAUCCUUUUUCUGCUUGAGAGAUCUCGGUGGCCAGCAGUGCUUCAACAACCAUCCACCCCUGAUGAUUCUGACUUUGCUAUUAGUCUUGAGAAGUUCAGAGAUAAAUUUCAGCAGACAUUAAAGGCAUUGGUUGCUUUCCAAUCAAAAAAUUCGGAACGUGUAUUUAACACAGUUAUGACAUACAUGCCUCAAGAUUUCCGGGGAACCCUUAUUAGACAACAAAGGGAGAGAUCAGAGAGGAAUAAGCAAGCGGAGGUUGAUUCUUUGGUUAAUUCUGGCGGAAGCAUACGUGAUCGAUAUGCUCUGUUAUGGAAACAACAAAUGGAUAGGAGGAGACAAUUAGCUCAGCUUGGUUCUGCAACAGGUGUCUACAAAACCCUUGUAAAGUACUUGGUGGGAGUUCCAGAGGUAUUACUGGAUUUUAUUCGGCAGAUAAAUGAUGAUGAUGGGCCCAUGGAAGAGCAACGGCAACGUUAUGGACCCCCUCUAUACAGUCUUACAACGCUGGUGCUAUUGAUUCGACUCUUCCUUUCACUAGUCUGGGGAAGGUUCGAAGCUUCCAAAUUAAAGAAGGAUCAGAUAGUUAUAUUGGAACAAGCAGUCCAUGUCUACACCUCUGAGUUUGAAAGGUUUCUCAUAUUUAUCAGUGAAGUUUUUGCAAAUUCCCCAUUCUUUAUUUCGGCAGAGUUAGCUGGUGCAUUGGAAGCAAGCAAAAAUGAGGACUACAGGGAAAUAAUUAUUCCAGCUGGGAGAAACUAUGAGGUUUCACUGAUCGUGGAAUCAAUCAACUCCUAUAUUGCCUGGGAUUUCUCAUUGGUGCAAGGCAAGAUGAACAUGGUAUUAUUAUUAGAUAUCAGAUCUUUUCUUUCUUUCCUCAUUAUUUCCUUUUUUUUUUUGAGGGGGGGAGGGGGCUGUCGGG